Molecule: messenger RNA, 1604 nt
Organism: Solanum tuberosum (potato)
Lineage: Eukaryota; Viridiplantae; Streptophyta; Magnoliopsida; Solanales; Solanaceae
Product: UDP-glycosyltransferase 92A1-like
Exons: 1
Coding region: 49-1521 (490 amino acids)
Molecular function (GO): UDP-glucosyltransferase activity
Source: RefSeq, a predicted model, not a curated record
AAGACAAAAUUUCAAUAGCAUCUUUCAUUCUCUUUUCUUCUUUCCACCAUGGAAGGUGAAAAAGGUCACAUAGUUCUCUUCCCUUUCAUGGCACAAGGUCAUAUAAUCCCUUUCUUAGCUUUAGCUUCAAAAUUUACCCAAAAGGGUUACCAAAUCACUUUCAUAAACACACCAUUAAACAUCAAGAAACUCAAAUCAUCAUCAAAAAACCCUUCAAUUCACUUUCUUGAAAUACCCUUUAACAGUACUGAACAUAAUCUUCCACCAGAUGCUGAAAUCACUGAUUCUUUACCUUAUAAUCUUGCCCUUAAACUUCUUCAAGUUUCCCCUUCACUUGAAUCUAACUUCAGAUUCAUUCUUACUAAUCUUGUUAACCUAAAGAUUGGAUUUUUCAAGAAACCCCCAAUUUGUGUUGUGUCAGAUUUCUUUUUUGGAUGGUCAGCUAAGGUAACUCAUGAAUUUGAUAUUUUACAUUCUAUUUUUGUUGGUGCUGGUGGUUUUGGAUUAGCUUGUUAUUACUCUAUGUGGAUGAAUUUACCUCAUAAACAUACUGAUAAUCUUGAGUUUAUACUGCCUGAUUUUCAAGAAGCUGGAAAAUUUCAUGUUACACAGUUGUCACCUAGUCUUGCUAUAGCUGAUGGAAAUGAUGAUUACUCAGUUUUUCAGAUGAAAAAUCUUCCACUUUGGAAAAACUCAGAUGGGGUUUUGUUUAAUACAGUUGAGGAGUUUGAUAAUAGUGGAUUGAUGUAUUUUAGAAGGAAGUUAUGUAUACCUGUUUGGGCAAUAGGACCAAUACUUUAUCAAGAAAAUGAUACUAAAACUCCUAGGAAAGAAUCAGGUAUUCCUUUAGUAAAAUGUAAAGAAUGGUUAGAUAAUAAGGAUGAAAAAUCAGUUCUUUACAUAUGUUUUGGUUCACAAAACACAAUUUCGCCAUCACAAAUGAUGCAACUAGCAAAAGCAUUAGAUGGGGUUGAAGUAAACUUCAUUUGGGUGAUUAGACCACCUUUAGGAUUUGAUGUAAAUGCUGAUUUCAAACCAGAAGAAUGGUUACCAGAAGGGUUUAUUGAGAGAAAUCAAGAAAAUGAACAAAGAGGACUAGUAGUGGUUAAUUGGGCACCACAAGUUGAAAUCUUGGCUCAUGAAUCAAUAGGUUCAUUUUUGAGUAAUUGUGGUUGGAAUUCAGUUCUUGAAUCAUUGAUCAAUGGGGUUCCAUUAAUUGGAUGGCCAAUGGCAGCUGAUCAGUUUUUUAAUGCUAAGUUUUUGGUUGAAGAAAUUGGUGUUUGUGUUGAAAUGGCUAGAGGGACAACAUUUGAUGUAAGUUAUGGAGAUGUAAUUGAAAAGAUUGAGUUAGUUAUGGAUAGUGAAAGUGAAAAGGGGAAAAGAUUGAGGGGUAAAGCUUGUGAAGUUAAAGAAAUGAUUAAAGAUGCUACUAGAGAUGAAGAUGAUUACAAAGGAUCUUCUGUUAGAGCUAUGGAUGAUUUUUUUAAUUUGAUGAUGAAAGAAAGGAUUGGCUCACAAUAAUUGACUUUUUUUUUUUGUUAAUAAUAAAGAAAGAGAAAUCUAGAAGAAAAGUUCAACCUCUUUCUUUACCUUUUAUAUAUAUA